This is a messenger RNA of Parathielavia appendiculata, 462 nucleotides long. Its product is annotated as mitochondrial fission 1 protein. Lineage: Eukaryota; Fungi; Ascomycota; Sordariomycetes; Sordariales; Chaetomiaceae. Gene Ontology annotation, biological process: mitochondrial fission; peroxisome fission; autophagy of mitochondrion. Gene Ontology annotation, cellular component: peroxisomal membrane; mitochondrial outer membrane. Gene Ontology annotation, molecular function: protein binding. The record is from RefSeq and is a predicted model, not a curated record. The coding region runs from base 1 to 462 and encodes 153 amino acids. The transcript has 4 exons.
AUGACACAACUCCCAUAUGCGAUCGACGCCGAAACGCCGCUCAACCCAGCUGAGCUGGCAGUUCUCCGGGCACAGUACGAGAAGGAAGGCGAUAUGGUCGGCGUACAGACAAAAUUCAACUACGCAUGGGGCCUCGUAAAAUCAAACACCCGCUCCGAUCAACAUCUCGGCGUAUUGCUGCUGUCCGAAAUCUUUCGGACGUCGCCCGAGCGGCGGCGCGAGUGCCUCUACUACCUCGCCCUGGGCAACUACAAGCUGGGCAACUACGGCGAGGCGCGGCGGUACAACGACCUCCUCCUUGACAAGGAGCCCGGGAAUCUGCAGGCGACCAACCUGCGGUCGCUGAUCGACGACAAGGUGGCCAAGGAGGGGCUGAUGGGCGUGGCCAUUGUGAGCGGCGUCGCCGUCGUCGCUGGUAUCGUGGGCGGCGUGCUACUCCGGAACCUUGGCCGGAAGAGAUGA